AUGAGCUCAGAACCAUGUGGAGCGUGUAGCUGGACAGCUGAACGCCAAAGGGAUUGUAACUACGAUAGCUGCCUCAAACUGUUCUAUGAAGCAGGCGAUCGAGGUGUCUGGUCGUUGGGCUCAAAUUUUAUUUUGAAAGAUCGAGGUUCUAGGCUUCCGACGUCUGAGGUACCAAAUAUCCAAUUUGUGCAGGAACAGACGUCUAUCCCUGUUCCCACUGUUAUCGAAUCUUGGAAGGAAGGCGAUCACACCCUCAUAUUGAUGCGACGAAUCCCCGGCGAGCCCCUCAGCAAACCCUGGCCGAAGCUUUCGACGGAUCAAAAAGAGAGAAUAGCACAGCAGACUGCUGGGUACCUGCAACAACUUCGCAAGCUCCAGUCUGACAAGAUCCAAUCUCUUAGUGGCGGUCCGGUCUUUUCCAACUUUCUCUUCAAAAACAAAAUUUCUCUGCUUCCCCAUGGUCCUCUGGCAUCUGAUGAUGAGCUCUGGAAUGACAUGGAACAUGGGUUGAAAGAUACGAUACCCGAGGCAGCGCGAAUACAACUUCGACAUUGUAUGCCAUCGGCUACACCUUACACCUUUACACAUGGUGACCUCACUAAUGUUAAUAUCAUGGUUGAGAACGGCUCCCUCAGUGGCAUAAUUGAUUGGGAGAUGUCUGGCUACCUUCCAGUGUGGUGGGAAUAUGUGUGCACCUCGGUCCCUGAUAGUGAGGAGGACAGGGAGUGGAAGGCUUUGUUGCGAAAAUAUAUGCCUGAUCAUACCGCUGCGCGUGAGUUCUGGCUGGACUAUUAUAAUCUUUGCAGAGAUCCAGACAGUGAACGAGCAAUUAAGUUCAUGGAGAAAGUAAGGAAUGAGAGCUCUUAG
This is a messenger RNA of Penicillium verhagenii, 867 nucleotides long. RefSeq lists its product as uncharacterized. Bases 1 to 867 code for a protein of 288 amino acids. The record is from RefSeq and is a predicted model, not a curated record. The transcript has a single exon. NCBI's taxonomy places the organism in Eukaryota, Fungi, Ascomycota, Eurotiomycetes, Eurotiales, Aspergillaceae.